Molecule: messenger RNA, 4481 nt
Organism: Lepus europaeus (European hare)
Lineage: Eukaryota; Metazoa; Chordata; Mammalia; Lagomorpha; Leporidae
Gene: RCCD1
Product: RCC1 domain containing 1
Exons: 8
Coding region: 276-1394 (372 amino acids)
Source: RefSeq, a predicted model, not a curated record
UUCACGGGGCAGCCUGCAGCGGUCCGCCCGCGGCCGAGGGCCGGUUCCCUCCAGCGCGUCACCGCGCCCGCCAGCGAUUGGCCCGGGCAGGCUGCCGCCGCCAAUGGCCGGCUCUCCCGGCGCGCGGCUCUUGAAUCUGGUUGCACCUGGCGCCGGCCCCUGCGCCUGGCUGUCUCCUCCAGGAAGCCUUGCCUGAGGCGGCGCAGGGCGCGGGGCCACGGUGCAGAUCCCCCGGAAGGCCGGAGACUGCGUGUCCCGCCAGGGCGCUGCCGGACAUGGCCGAGGAGCGGCCAGGGGCCUGGUUCGGCUUCGGUUUCUGCGGCUUCGGACAGGCGCUGGGCUGCGGGCGCGGGCGGCAGGUGCACAGCCCGGAGCCGCUGCGGGCGGGCGCCGACGUCUGCUGCGUGAGCGCCGCCUGGAGCUACACGGCCGUCGUGACCCGUGGAGGCCGCGUGGAGCUGUCGGGCUCCGUGAGCGGUGCGGCGGGCGGCUGCAGGGCCGCGUGGGCUGCAGAGGGGCUCGUCGCGGUGCUGUGCGGCGGGCCGGGACCCGAAGCCGAGCUGCAGGCCUGGGCACCUGAGUCGGCGCUGCGCGGGGAGCCCCUCUGGGCCCAGAAGGUGCCGCCGGAGCCCGAGGGAGAAGAUGGGACGCGCGGCGGCGAGGCCCGGGCCGGACCGCUGCCCCUGCUGCCCUGCGCCCGCGCCUACGUGAGCCCGCGGCCUCCGCUUUAUAGACUUCUGGCCCCGGAGCUGCGGGCGCGCAGGCUGGAGCUGGGCGCGGAGCACGCCUUACUGCUGGCCGCCGGGGGCCAGGUGUUCUCCUGGGGCGCUGGCAGGCACGGACAGCUGGGCCACGGGGCUCUGGAGGCCGAGCUGGAGCCACGGCCGCUGGAGGCGUUGCAGGGCCUGCGGAUGGCCGAGGUGGCCGCGGGGGGCUGGCACUCCGUGUGUGUGAGUGAGGCUGGGGAUAUUUAUGUGUGGGGCUGGAAUGAAUCAGGGCAGCUGGCCCUGCCCGCCCGGAGCCUGGCAGAGGACAGAAAGGCCGUCGUGGGGAAAGCCACCGGCCCGCAGGAAGAUGGCCGCGAAACGGGGAGAGCAGCCGCGGGUGAGGACGGAGCCCCCGUGGCCUUCAUAGCCGUGCAGCCCUUCCCAGCCUUGUUGGAUCUCCCGCUGGGGGCAGAGGCGGUCAAGGCCAGCUGUGGGUCCCGGCACACGGCCGUGGUGACACGAACGGGCGAGCUCUACACCUGGGGCUGGGAUGUUCAAACCUCAGGCUGGGGACACCAUCCAAGCCCCCCACAGGGUGGCUGGCAGCCUCGCCACUGCUCCCACAUCGGCACCUGCAGGAGGCCAGAGUCGGUGUCCAGCGGCGGGCACGGAACCCCGGCGCUCUGACGUGGAAUGUGAGCGUCUCCGCCAGCAGCGUGGUAACCACUCGGCUAGACGCUCGCCGGGUCUUCUCGCGUUCGGACUGUUCCGCCUGCUUGUGUCGGUUGUUAGGAGAGGAAUGCUAAGUGUCCGGCUGACCUGUGGAUCUCCGUUUCUGCUCCCUCGUACCAGUGCUGCUCUGCGUGUCUGGCGGCUGUCCUUAGGUGCAUAAGCGGACGGAAGGGGGGGUGUUGCUGAAAUGGUGGAGCCGGGAAGCCAUCUCUCCACAGAAGCAACUCACUAGCUGGCAGUCCCACCGGAAGCAGCCUUUACAGAGGUCUAAAGCGAGUUCCAGACUGACAGCCGGGGCCGGUGCUGUGGCAUGGCAGGUAGAACUGCUUCCUACAAUACCAGCAUCCCACAUGGGAGCGGGCUCGAGACCCGGCUGCUCCUCUUCCGAUCCCGCUCCCUGCUAAUACACCUGGGAAAGCAGCUGAAGAUGGCCCAAGUGCUUGGGCCCCGGCAUCCACGUGGGAGACCCAGAAGAAGCUCCUGGCUCCUGAUCAGCCCAGCUCUGGCCAUGUGUCCAUGUAGGGAGUGCGCCAGUGGAUGGAAGACCUCUCUCUGCUUCUCCCUCUCUGUAACUCUGCCUGUCAAAUAAAUCAAAGAAGAAAAGACUGACGAGCACCAGGGAGGCUGGCAUAAAGCAGUUGCUUCUCUGUGGCCCCAGCGCCGUGGCCUUUGCAGUCCCACACCCAGGCGGCUGGGCCGGAGAACCACAGCUUGCACGCGGGGUGCACCAGCAGGCACCAGAGGGCACGGCACAGGCCUUUUGGAGAGCAGUGGCAGGCGUGCGUCCUGCCCUCCCGAGGAAGGCGUCGCCAGGCAUCUAGGCCGGGUCACUGCGGACUCUGCAGUGUCUGCAGUGAGCGAGACUCUGCCUGAGAGCCUGGAGCGGAGGCAGCGGAGAGCCGGGCAGGAGGCGUCCCAAAGUGCUCGGGCCGGGGCACCCAGGCUGCAGCCGCGCUCAGGAAGGCCCGGGGGAGCACAACCUCCCCUUGGCUGCGCGGUGAGGGCUGAGGGAGCGCGCGUCCUGGCACGGGCCGGCUAUAGGCUGGGAGAAUUGUUGCUUUCAUUUCCUUUUAAUGUCAGCCUAGCGAGAGUGCAGCAUACAGAAUCAGUACACAGUACAGAUGUUUCUCUGCAGGCGGGCAGCCAGUCACUGGACACCGUAACUAACAAUUCCAGACUCAAGAUCCACGUAGCAAGAUGUGUCCCAGGGACCUGCAGAGCACUGCUGAAGUCGAGAAAAGCUAACCCGGGAGCAGCCCCCAAGCUGACGAGGGCCAGUGCACGCUUAUUCAGAAUCCGAGCAGGACGCCGUAGUCACCGACAGCUGGUCCAAAAAUCCAGCCACACAAAGGACCUGAGCAGCCGAGGUAACUUCCGAGCCAAAACCUGGAGAGACUGGCCUUCUGUGAGCCGGCAGGAUGCAGGGAGCCGUGAUGGGGUGGGGGGGCCCUCCACGGUGACAUUCUUGUAGUGACCACAAAGCGGGAGGCCACCACCAGCCGGCUGCAGUCUGGGAUCAGGACAGCAUGUGGUGCCAGGACAGACAACUGGGACGAGAGCGCCCACUGUGAACGAUCGGAUGCCCGACUGCUGCUUCCUUCUGUCCGGGAUUCACUGUGUGCGAGGGGCACGCAGUCCCUCUCGCUGGCCACUUUCCUCACAGAGGCCAGGCCGGUGCUCGGCUCCCCCACCCCCUCCCUGCACGGCUGCACAGCUCCGCCCUUCUCAUGAGAACUGGACGCCUAUGCUAAAAGGAUGGACUUGAUGCUCUACCUGGUACAUGCAGACCUGGAUCAUACAUGUAAAUGUGAACAUAGAACUUUAAACUCCCAGGAAAAAACCGUCAUGCUCUUGGGUUAGGCAAAGGUUUUGUAGCUAAAACAAAAGCACAAUCCAAAGAAGUGAACUUCAUCAAAAUUAAACCCCACUCUCCAAAAGAGGAAGCGAGAAGCACUGGGCGGACAGCUCUGCGAGCCGUGUAUCUGAUACAGGGCUGAUUCCAGACCACCCAGAGAGCUCUCAAGAUGCAACAGUAACGUUAAAGGCGGAGGAGGCUUUGGCACAGAGGCUGAGAUGGUGUUUGAGACGCCUAUGUCCCACACCAGAGUCUGCGUUUGGGGCCGGCUCUGUUCCCGACUGCAGCUUCCCGGUGAUGCAGGCCCUGGGAGGCAGCAGUGAUGGCUCAGGUGAGCGGGGGUCCCCAGCUCCUGGCUCAGGGCUGCUGUGGGCAUUUAGGGAGGAGCUUGCCCUGCCUCAGAUCUUAAAAAGGACAACAGAAACACCCAACAGUAAGAGCAGAUGACUGUUUUUAAAAUGGGCGAAGAUGGUGAUGAGGCAGGGCACCAGAGCUGAGCUGGCCGACGGGACGUGGAAGGGCAUCACCAUUCACCGCAGACAGGCACACUCGGCCGCGGGACGCCACUUCCUCCCGCCAAGCGGCUAGUUAGACUGGCCACACAGACCUGGGGAUGGUGGGACUGGGGACAGCCCUCCUUCCUGGUGGGAAUGGUAAAAUGCUAAAACAGCCCUGGAAAAGUUAGGCAGUUCUUAAGCUAAAUACACACCUGCCAUAGAUGUAACCCAGCCAUCCCACUUAGGCGUUUACUCAGUCCACAUCCACGCAAAGACUGGGAUGUGACCGAUUCCUGCAGCUUCCCUGUUCUUCCCGCUGAAACCUGGAAACGCCCACUGUGACCCAGCCUCCAGCAGGAACUCCGCCCCGUGCACAGCCACGCAGCAACACAACCAUCAGCCGUGGGUACAACAGCUCAUCCCUGUUAAGUCUGCUGACAUCGACCUGAACAUACAAACCCCUCUACAGCGACGGAGCUCAGUGGCUGCAAACGGGGGCGAGAGGAGGGAGGAGACCCGGAGGGGUGACGGCUCUGCUCGGUCCCUGCCCUGUGCUGCUGGCUCCCCUGCGGGGGGGUCCUCUACCCCGAUGGACUUUUAGCAAACAAUGUCUUUAGAGAAAUGAGAUGCACUUAAGAUUUAGAACCACACAAGAAGUAUAGAAAUCAUUAUGUCCUGUUAGUCUACUCU